Molecule: messenger RNA, 656 nt
Organism: Ipomoea nil (Japanese morning glory)
Lineage: Eukaryota; Viridiplantae; Streptophyta; Magnoliopsida; Solanales; Convolvulaceae
Product: RNA polymerase II transcriptional coactivator KIWI-like
Exons: 1
Coding region: 183-494 (103 amino acids)
Biological process (GO): positive regulation of transcription initiation by RNA polymerase II
Cellular component (GO): transcription regulator complex; nucleus
Molecular function (GO): DNA binding; transcription coactivator activity
Source: RefSeq, a predicted model, not a curated record
UGAAACUAAAAAGCGCAGCCGCCCAGCCCUAAAUCCUAAUUUCUCCCUUCUGCGAUUUCUGCCGUUUCUCCAUUCUCCAACUCUCCGUCUCAAUUAUCACUUUUAUUCAACUCUUGGUGGUUUCUCUGGGCGGACAACAGCGAAAUUGCGAGUCCCUCCCUACCAGAAACUAGAGAAAGAAAAUGUCUAAAAGCUUCGGAAAUCUGAAGGAAGACGACGGCUUUGCCUCUGAAGGCAGCGACGGUCCCAAGAAGACUUCAAAGACCGACGAUUCCGAUGAAUCCGACGGUAUCCUCGUCUGUGAGAUUUCGAAGAACCGUAGAGUGGCUGUGAGGAACUGUAAGGGGAAGGUCGUGGUUGAUAUCCGCGAGUUCUAUGUGGAAGAUGGAAAGCAAAUGCCUGGCAAAAAAGGCAUUUCAUUAACCCUGGAUCAGUGGAAGCUACUUCGUGAACAUGAGGGAGAAAUUGACAAGGCUGUUGCAGCAGGGGAAUAGUGAAAAUCUGAAUGUGUUUUUGCGGAGAAGAAGGUUAGGGAAUAGGGAAUUAGAUCUGGAAUGAAAUCAAUGAAAACUAUUCAUUUUGGUUUAAACGAAAAAUGAUUCAUUUUGAUUAGAGAUUUUUACUCAGAAGAUAUUAUUUGAAUUCUUAUCUCAUAC